AUGUUAGCCAGUGGUGCUAAACGCUGUCGGGUGAAUUCGAGGUCCAACACAGCAUUUUUAAAUGCGUUCUGGGCGUUUCAAAAACCUGUGAGAACUUACAAAGUUUUAGCGAUCGAAACCAGCUGUGAUGACACUUGUGUUGCCAUUUUAGAUCGUAAAAAUCCCAAUGAGGCACCUCAAGUGCUUGUACAUCUAAAAGAGACUCUUGAAAGUGGCCAAGACGGAGGGAUCAUCCCAACACGCGCUCAUUUGCACCACCAGCAAAAAAUAGGUCCAUUGGUGCAAGCAGCUCUUGCACAAACAGCUUCAAACGCCGAUAUAGACUUGGUAUGCGUCACAAGAGGUCCAGGGAUGCCUGGGUCACUCUCCGGGGGGCUUGAUUUCGCAAAAGGUUUGGCUGUGGCCUGGAAUAUCCCUCUGGUUGGCGUGCACCAUAUGCUAGGACACCUGCUAGUUCCACGCAUGCAACAUAAUGCCCUUGAACCUCGAUUCCCAUUCGUAAGCCUUCUUGUCAGCGGCGGCCAUACGCUUGUCGUGCUUUCGAAAGCUUUAAACGAGCACGAAAUUCUCUGUGACACUAUUGACAUUGCAAUCGGUGAUUCAUUGGACAAAUGUGCGCGAGAAAUCGGCAUUCGAGGCAACAUGAUUGCCAAAACAAUGGAAUCCUUCAUUAACGAAAAUCUUGAUGACGCUCAUAGUGGUGCAAUCCCAAUGACACUUCCUAAACCACUAGGAAAUCAAAAUGGACGCAUGAACGUGCAGAAAUUCUCUUUUGCUCCGUUCCUAACUGCUGUCAGGCAAAACCUGACGAAAGGCAUUCAGCUUUACACGGACCGCGAAAGGCGAUCGAUGGCAUACCAGAUUCAGGAAUGCUUGUUCGAUCAUUUAAUCACAAAAUUGAAGCUGGUCAUCAAUAUGCGACCAGAGAUCUUUCAGGAUGUCAAACAAUUAGUGUGUUCGGGCGGUGUUGGUGCCAACAAAAGGCUACAACAACGCUUACAAACCGAGCUGGCCAAUUCUUUCAAGAAAUUCCAUUAUCCGAAACCUUCCUUAUGCACUGAUAACGCAGUAAUGAUUGGAUGGGCCGGAAUAGAACUCUAUGAGACCUUGGGCUUGAAAACCGAACUAGACGUGGGGCCAAUCAAAAAAUGGCCAAUCACCGAAAUACUCCAAGUUCCCGGCUGGAGUUGCCAAUGA
Lachancea meyersii CBS 8951 is the source of this 1197-nucleotide messenger RNA. The record is from the annotation of a GenBank genome assembly. NCBI's taxonomy places the organism in Eukaryota, Fungi, Ascomycota, Saccharomycetes, Saccharomycetales, Saccharomycetaceae.